Molecule: messenger RNA, 2895 nt
Organism: Callithrix jacchus (white-tufted-ear marmoset)
Lineage: Eukaryota; Metazoa; Chordata; Mammalia; Primates; Cebidae
Gene: CAAP1
Product: caspase activity and apoptosis inhibitor 1
Biological process (GO): regulation of apoptotic process
Source: RefSeq, a predicted model, not a curated record
UCGGAAGUGACGCAUAACCUGCGACGCCAGUGCCUGCAGCCCACGGCUGCAGGAGUCGGCCUUUGGUCGCACCCGAGACGGCGUGCUUUCCUCCGAUGGUCGCAGCAGAGCCAUCAUGACGGGGAAAAAGUCCUCCCGGGAGAAACGGCGCAAACGUAGCAGUCAGGAGGCGGCCGCGGCGCUCGCUGCCCCAGACCUCAUACCCGCCUUGGCCAGCGGCGGUAGUGGAAGCACUAGCGGCUGCGGGAGCGCCGGGGGCUGCGGGAGCGUCAGCUGCUGUGGGAACGCCAGCUUCAGUGGAAGUGUCACCGGCGGUGGGAGCGCCGGCAGUUGCUGGGGUGGGAGCAGCGUGGAGCGCAGCGAGCGCCGGAAGCGGAGGAGUACCGACUCUUCUUCUAGCGUCUCGGGCUCUCUGCAGCAGGAAAGCAAAUAUAUUUUGCCAACUUUGGAGAAAGAAUUAUUCUUGGCAGAGCACAGUGACCUGGAAGAAGGUGGACUGGACCUGACUGUCUCAUUGAAACCAGUUAGUUUCUAUAUAUCAGACAAAAAAGAAAUGCUUCAGCAGUGCUUCUGUAUCAUAGGAGAGAAGAAGUUACAGAAGAUGCUUCCGGAUGUGUUAAAGAACUGUUCAAUAGAAGAAAUUAAAAAACUAUGCCAGGAACAGUUAGAGCUCCUGUCUGAAAAAAAAAUUUUGAAGAUUCUUGAGGUAGAGACGGGGUUUUGCCGUGUUGGCCAGGCUGGUCUCCAACUCCUAACCUCAGGUGACAAUGGAAUGGACUCUGAUAUGGAAGAGGAGGCAGAUGAUGGCUCUAAGAUGGGAUCUGAUUUAGUCAGUCAGCAAGACAUCUGUAUAGAUUCUACUUCAUCCAUGAGAGAGAACAAGCAACCUGAAGGUUUGGAAUUAAAACAAGGCAAAGGGGAAGAUAGUGAUGUACUCAGUAUAAAUGCAGAUGCUUAUGACAGCGACAUAGAAGGCCCAUGCAAUGAAGAAGCAGCUGCUCCUGAGGCACCAGAAAAUACAGUUCAAAGUGAAGCUGGUCAGAUAGAUGACCUGGAGAAAGACAUUGAGAAAAGUGUGAAUGAGAUUCUGGGACUGGCAGAAUCUAGCCCAAAGGAACCCAAAGCAGCCGCCCUGGCUGUUCCUCCACCAGAAGAUGUUCAGCCUUCUGCACAGCAACUAGAACUGCUAGAACUUGAGAUGAGGGCAAGAGCGAUUAAGGCCCUAAUGAAAGCUGGUGAUACAAAAAAGCCAGCCUAGGUAUUUAACUUGAGUUUGAAUUUUAGGUAUGUUUGAACAAAGCCACAUCAUAUAAUUUUGUAUCUAAAAUUUAUUUGGGGUCUUAUAUGUUAUUUCUCAUGUAACCCUUAUUAGGUCAACUUAUUUUAGGUGUAAAAUACCGUGGCUAUUUCUUUUUAUUCUUUAUUUUUUUGACUACUUUCAUAUUAUAAAUAUGUGUUAUUGUCUUAUGAAUUGAUGGCAAAUAUAAUUGGAUAGCCUGGGUACUUUGUUAGAUGAGUAUUUAGCUGUGUCUGCAAAUCUUAAAAGCCAUUAGCAAAGAGUAAUGGUAUUUUUUUCUUUAUUUUUAAAAGUUUGGCCACCAAACCUAAAAGCAAAAGAUUGACCAAGCAUGUUUCUCUUAAGGCAACCUGUAUUUUGCAAUAGAAUAUUAAAUUAUUGCUUUAGAUUUGUUAAUAAUUUGAGAAAUUUAGUUUUGCUUAUAUGUGCUUUUAAGAUAUAUACUGUUUUGAAGAUUCCUUAUGUUGAUACAAAUUUCAUAGUUAAAACCAAAUAACAGAGAUCUGAAAUAGAUGAGAAAAACUUUUUUUAUUAAAGGAAGGAAUUAAUUUAAGGCAGUUUUUAACAAUGUAGAACUAAUUGCCCAUGUUUAAUUAUAGCAGACAAGCCAUUCUAACAGGUAUUUGAUACUAUUGAAUGCAUUAUUCUAGUUUUUUUCUUUAAUAAAAAUGGAACAAGUUUUCAUUUACAUUCCAAGCUGUCAGGAAACUGAGAAUACUUUAUUAUCCAGGAUUUCAUCUGAUGUAGUUGCUUAAAGAUCUGAUGUGCUAUAAUUCCACAAAUCAAAAAUAAAAAAAGGCUGUCAUUCUGGAUCUGAAGACUUUUGAUACUUUUUCAAAAGCAAAAUUAAUUUCAGAAACCUUUGAUAAGUUGUUGUUAUAAUUAGUCUAAUUUUGUAGUUUUUAUAAAUAAAUUACUAUCCUUCCACAAUUAUGGAUGCUUUUCCCCGUCACUAAUUGCAGUUGUUUGAUACCAAAAUAAAUUUACCUAGAGAUCCUUAACUUAAAAUAAAUUAAUUUUUUAAAAAACAUAAAACUGGAACUGUGGUUUCUAUAUUUGAUAACAAAUGUAUAUUUUAUUUAUAAUCAUGCUCUACUGUUACUGUAUGAGGAUUUUCCUUAUAUAUAAAAGUUGCAGGGAUUGUGUUUUAUUUGCUGCCUUAAUUAUGUUAAUUUUAAAGGGUUUUUACGUGGAAAUAGAGGACAUUUAUGAAACAUCGGAAUUGCAGUUACAAAUUCUUUUUGUUGUUGUUCCUGAACAUGGCUUGGAAUAAUUCUACCAUUUUUUUCCCCCUCCUUGAAUCUUUCUAAUAAAGCAUAGAAGAAGCCUGUAUGAUUUUAAAUGCUUCUCUUAGGCUGGUAAACAGAUUUGAGUUAUGAGUUUCAUUGUUAUUGCUUUCAAUGUCAAGAUGAAAAGACAUUGAUAUAAUUUUUCUAUUUCAACUUAAAAUAACAGUUAAUAUGCUAAAAUAGUACAGAAUAAACUAUUGCUGCUUGCUAGUUACAAAAUGCUAUAAAUGGCAUCUGUAUGAUUAAACAUACAAGAGUAGAAAAAGGUCUGAGGACUUUGUAAAUGAUUGAAGUCUCCACCUUCAUGAA